AUGGGCAAACACGUCGACGGCGAACUCAAACUUCGUAAUACAUGCGAAAUUGAAAUUAUUGAACCAAACAAUACGCUCGGGCGGCCUUCUUCCGGGUUGAGAGUGGGGUCCCGUUGUGUUUUAAAUUAUGGACCGAAUCUCCACGGAAAAGAACAACUGUUGAAUAGUGAUCUCAGGCGUUCUUGCUUUUAG
Fomitiporia mediterranea MF3/22 is the source of this 192-nucleotide messenger RNA. RefSeq lists its product as uncharacterized. The record is from RefSeq and is a predicted model, not a curated record. The coding region runs from base 1 to 192 and encodes 63 amino acids. NCBI's taxonomy places the organism in Eukaryota, Fungi, Basidiomycota, Agaricomycetes, Hymenochaetales, Hymenochaetaceae. The transcript is spliced from 2 exons.